AUGGCUUCCAUUAUCGAAGCGAUUGACAAAGCAAAGACGUCUGUUGGUUACUCCGAACUGAAAGAGUAUCAGCAGAACACUGUUCAGGCAUAUCUUUCAAACAGAGAUGUCUUCGUUUCGGCGCCCACAGGAGCUGGGAAAAGCCUUGCAUUUGAGCUAGCACCAUACGCUUUCGAGCAUUUAUUAGGAAACAAGAAAUCAAUGGUUCUCGUGGUCGUUCCCUUGGUCUCGCUGAUGAAAGAUCAAGUGAACAACUUAGUUAGUCGUGGAAUUCCUGCCUCGUAUGUUGGGGACGACUGUUCGGAAGAUCAACUGACAGAUAUUUUGAAUUUCAAGGCCAGAAUUGUGUUUGGGAGUCCCGAAGCUCUUCUGAACAGUUACCGUCACAUAUUUCGCCAGUUGAAAAGCAACUUAAAAGCCGUGUUUGUCGAUGAAAGCCAUUGCAUCGCGAAGUGGGGAAAAGACAGUGUCACUGAAGAAGCUUUUAGAAGAGACUAUGGAAGAUUAUCAGAACUUCGUUCAUUGGUGCAUAGAGAUAUUCCUGUUAUAGCACUCACAGCGACAGCAACUGAAGCAACACAAAAGACCAUUAUUAAAGAUUUGUGUAUGAAGAACUGUGUAGAGAUUAUUGGUGACCCAAAUAAGCCCAACAUUCGAUAUUCUGUAAAGGAUGUGGAUCACGAAAACUUGUAUGAUACUUUUAGGUCAAUUAUUGAUGAAUUAGAAGAAAUGCAUGUGAAUGCUACAAAGGUCAUUGUGUUUUGUCGAAGAAAGGAACAUGCAAAAGAACUGUUUGAACUAUUUACGCAGUGUCUUGGACCGAAGGCCUAUUAUAGACCUACUGGAAAGGAGCCUGUGGAUGACAGGUCUCGACUAUUUGCAAUGUACCACAAGAAAACACACAGUCUUGUAAAAAAGACAAUAGAGACUGAGUUUUGUAAGGAGAAUGGUACUGUUCGAGUGGUAUUUUGCACUAUUGCAUUCGGAAUGGGUGUGAAUGUAAGAGGAGGAAAUGUGGUUAUUCAUCUGGGACCAUCAAGUGGGCUUGAUGAUUAUCUUCAGGAAUCAGGCAGAGUUGCGCGCAACCAAGCAAGCUCUCAUGCAAUACUUUUGAAGUACAAAGGCUGUACCCGUAGCAGCAACAUCACCAAGCAAAUGAAAGAAACGUCAGGAAUAACACAGAUUACUUGCAUUCCAACUGAUCACCAGUCUAAGUUUGAAAAUCUCCUAAGAUCUACAGCUACCAGUUCUAAUGGUGAGAACAAGGGGAUGAAGCUCAGACCGGAAAGGGCAAAACAGUUGAGAGACAAUCUUUUGGAAUAUCGCCUUCAACUUGCAGGUGACAUGAAACAUGAACAGCUGCUGAUUGGCUUAGAUUUGAUUACUGGUUUCACAAGAAAUCUAAUAGAUUCAAUUGUUGAAAGUUCAAGGGAACUUUCCAGUGUUGAAAUGCUUUUGAAGAGAUUCAGUUUCUAUGAACAGAAACAUGCUGAAUAUGUUUGGCAAUCCCUGUGUGACUUAAGUGACAGCAAUAGUAGUGGUGAUGAUGAUGACAUGCAAGAAACAGACAGGGAGUGUCAGGAUAGGGACACUGGCAUUGAAAUGAGUGACAUUGGAUUUCUUUCCCUAAGAUGCAGACACCCAUGCUUACAAGACAGCUCUGAAGACAGUGAAUAA
Molecule: messenger RNA, 1677 nt
Organism: Dendronephthya gigantea
Lineage: Eukaryota; Metazoa; Cnidaria; Anthozoa; Malacalcyonacea; Nephtheidae
Product: probable ATP-dependent DNA helicase RecS
Exons: 3
Coding region: 1-1677 (558 amino acids)
Biological process (GO): double-strand break repair via homologous recombination
Cellular component (GO): chromosome; cytoplasm; nucleus
Molecular function (GO): four-way junction helicase activity; 3'-5' DNA helicase activity; ATP binding
Source: RefSeq, a predicted model, not a curated record